Molecule: messenger RNA, 2467 nt
Organism: Erythranthe guttata (spotted monkey flower)
Lineage: Eukaryota; Viridiplantae; Streptophyta; Magnoliopsida; Lamiales; Phrymaceae
Source: RefSeq, a predicted model, not a curated record
AUGAGUUCCUACAUCAAACAAGAACCAUCUGAGCCAUCAGAAAUGUUUCUGAAAAAGAAGAUUCACAGCCGAGAAACAACUCCACUGAUAACUAGCAGCAGCGAAUAUUCCGGCCACAGUUCCGACGAAGAUGAAUCCGACGUGGAACUUAACCAUCCGAAGAAGAAGAAGCAUAGAUACGACGCGAUUCUGCCGGUUGGAUUUCUCGACCCCAUCCGACCAGACGAACCGGUUGUGGUUUCUCAGAGACCAACCGCCGCGCCGCCAGUUGCCGCCGGCGACGGCGGCGGCGGGGCUUCCAGUUAUGCUAUGGUUCCGGUGAAAGAAGAGAUUCCGGUUGAUCCAGAGAAGGCGGUGGUUACUACUUUGGCUGUGGUGCGUAGCUGUAAGCAGUUUUGGAGAGCCGGCGAUUAUGAAGAAUCCGGCGGCGGCAGCAGCGGCGGCGAUGUUUCCGUUGCUGACAUGGAUCACGUAAGGGUUCAUCCUAGAUUCUUGCAUUCAAAUGCUACCAGCCAUAAAUGGGCUUUGGGAGCAUUUGCUGAGCUUCUAGACAAUGCUUUGGAUGAGGUGUGUAAUGGAGCUACAUAUGUCAAUGUUGAUAUGGUUGUGAAAGACAAUAAUAAGAUGUUGGUAGUUCAAGAUAACGGCGGCGGCAUGACCCCGGAUAAGAUGCGUCAGUGCAUGUCGCUCGGGUAUUCCGCAAAGAGCAAGAUGGCUAACACAAUCGGUCAAUAUGGAAAUGGAUUCAAGACCAGCAGCAUGAGGCUCGGUGCAGACGUGAUCGUGUUCUCCCGCUGUAAGGGGCAAUACGGACAAAGCACAACGCAAAGCAUUGGACUGCUUUCGUUUACGUUCUUGCAGAAGACCGGCAAGGAGGAUAUAAUCGUCCCCAUUGUUGAUUACGAGAAAACGGGAGAAACUCGUUGGAGUAGGCGUUUGAAGUCAUCAAACGAGUGUUGGGAAAGAAAUCUCGAAACCGUAGUGCAAUGGUCACCAUACGAAAGCGAAGACGAACUCGUCGGGCAGUUCAAUUUCUUGGAAGAUCAAGGAACACGUAUCGUGAUCUAUAAUCUUUGGGAGGAUGAUCAAGGACUACUAGAACUCGAUUUCGAAGCCGAUCAAAAUGACAUUCAAACAAGAGGCGGCAACCGAGAAGACAAGAAGCUAAUGGAUACGGCAAACGAUCACCCGAGCGCUAGAAAAUUUCUUACGUACCGACACUCGUUGAGGAGCUACGUCUCGAUUCUGUACCGUAGGAUACCACCUGGUUUCUCCAUCGUCUUACGAGGAAAGGAAGUUGAAAAUCACGACCUAGUCAACGAUAUGAUUCAUCCUCAGAAGAAUGUUUACAAGCCAGCAGCUUCUGCUGCAUCAAAAGAUCCUAAUAUGUCCGCAGCGGUAACACUUGGAUUUAUUAAAGACGCACGCCAUCAUAUCGACGUUCAAGGAUUCAACGUGUAUCAUAAGAACAGGCUUAUUAGGCCGUUUUGGAGGCUAUGGAACGCCGCCGGAAGUGAUGGUCGAGGAGUAAUCGGUGUUUUGGAAGCUAAUUUUGUGGAACCGGCACACGAUAAACAAGGAUUCGAGCGCACGACUGCGCUUUCAAGACUCGAGGCUAAACUUAUACAAUUGCAGAAGACUUAUUGGUCUGAAAAGUGCCAUCUAAUUGGCUAUGCUAAACGACGUAACUCAAAGAAGUCCGUUUCCCCGGAGAAACAAGAAGCAUCGCCACCUAGUGAUAACAAUAAUACGGCAUUUACUCCAAAAUCGAACACCAAAAAGGCACAUAAACCAUCACCUAUAAAUCACAAAGCCUCGUUUGCUUCUCCGUUACGAGCGGUGCCUCAAUCGACAUUUCCUCCGCAAGAAGCUUCUGCUUCAAAUAUGAUUGUCAAGGUGGAAGAUAUCAACAAAUACGGACCUACGACGCAGUUUCCCUCACUUACGAAUAUGGUUGUUAAGCUGAUAGACGAUAAUCGAAACUUGAGAAACCGUUUGACGGACACACUGCAUGAACUACACUAUGAAGAAGACAAGAACAAGUCCCUCACAACUCAGCUUCAAGAUGCGACGGAAAUGAUGCAACAAAUGGAUCGAGAACAAGAAACAUUUGUUAGUUCGUUCGCGGAAGAAAGAAACCGACGAGAACAGGAAGAACAAAAUCUGAGAAGAAAAUUAAGGGAGGCUUGUGAAACUAUUGAAGGAUUGGUUAGGAAAGUUCGGACAUUGGAGGCUCGCUUGCGUUGAGAAUCGAGAUUAGAUACAAAAUAUUCAGAAUAUGUAAUGAAUUUAUGUAAAUUGAUUAGAUCUUCAUGGAUGGUUUCUCAUAGUAGUUAAUUUUUAAUUUGAAUUAUUCAUUAGUUACUUUGUAAUUGAUUGCAAACAUAUGUGCAGUUAACUUAAUUCAAAUGCAGACAAAUUGAGUUUUUGCCUAGUAAUCAAGAGCCUCUUCCAUAAGUAGUGUUUG